Molecule: messenger RNA, 2757 nt
Organism: Owenia fusiformis
Lineage: Eukaryota; Metazoa; Annelida; Polychaeta; Sabellida; Oweniidae
Source: the annotation of a GenBank genome assembly
UUUUUAUAGAUGAUGGCGAGAGAUUUUGUAAUUCAACACCAAUAUUACAUCUUAAAUCACUUCCAAAGGACUGUCCACAAGAUGGUGAAACGCCCUACCAUUAUGAUGUUAAGAAAUGCCUUGGAAAUCCAUGUAUUAAACGGCCAAUAACAGACAAAGAAGAAUAUUGCUGUGGACCAAUCAGACAGGAACUGAGGACAUUGACAUGUAGUUCUUACACCAUUGACAUUGCAGAAACUAUAGAGUGUGGUUGCAAGAUAUGUAACCAAGUUGAAGUAGAUGGAAACGUUCUGACAUCUGAUCCAAAAGUAUAUUUGAGUGGAUAUGUACAUGAUGUACUAGACAAAGGUAUACCUCUUAGAUUAGGUGAGAUGUUUCUCUUUGAUGAAUUAGUAACCCACACUAGUUUUACAGGUGAAUUUAAGUUUCUUGUGCCAAAAGAUGUAUCCCGGCUCGUUAUUACUGUAAAGGAAGGCUUCCAAAAACUGAACUUCAUUGAAACUACCAAAACAAUUUACAUCCCAAAUGAUUUUACAGGAACUCUCUAUAGAGAUAUUCCAAUGCUUAGAAAGAAUACAAUAGUUGAAAUAUCUUCUUCUGAUAUCAACACAUUAAGCCUAACAAACACCAGUUCGAACACAUCGCUUGCCGAGGUGAUCAUUCCCGAUGGAGCAUUUUAUAGCAAGGAUGGGACAAAGUAUAAUGGAAAAGUUCAGGCAAGUGUAAACUUCCUUGAUCCAACAGAUAUGGACAGCAUAGACACCAUGCCUGGAGAUCUGACAUUUAUGGACAGCAAUGGACAAACAGCAAACCUACAGACCUUUGGUAUGUUUCAUAUGAGCUUUGAAGAUCCUGCUGGAAAUGAGCUAAACAUCGAAGGUGAUGUUGAAAUGGCCAUAAGUCCAGAACGAUUAGGAGCAAAUGAUACCACGAAUGUCAAGCUUUGGUCUUUCAAUCCUUCUUCAGGAAGAUGGGAGCUUGAAGGCUCAUUAAGAAAAGGACUCUCUAGAAGGAAGAAGCGAAGUCGAUCUCAGUUUGAGAGGGAGUUCUUCAUUGGGAACAUGACGAUAGUAGGAAGAUAUUGGUACAAUUUUGACAGGGUCAAUGAAGACUACUGUUUUGUUAAUAUUAAGGCAUAUGAUAGUGAUAACAUGACCACACAAAUACCACCAGCUUCUACAAAUGAGCCAACUGUAAUUGCACGGGACAGGGCAGAGACAUGGCAGCACAUAACUGGCAAACAAAGCUUUGUUCAUGUGAAUUUUAGAGAAGUUGGGUCCAAUGGGGACUGUGUAUUAACUAUGUGCGAGGCUGACCAUUUCCAGGGAUACCUAACAUUUAACACAAUUGAUGGACCACUUCAUGGCUCAACUACACUUGGGGGACCAUCAGUCCCUGGUGUGACAAAUGCAUGGGCAGAAAUUCGACCAGGGGCUGAUCAAUACACAGUAUUGAACACAACAGUCAGCCCAUUGACAACAUCAGGCCCUUUAUAUGACAGCCAGACAUCAAUAUGUUAUGAUGAAGACAGUGAAUUAUGUAUGUAUUGCUCUAACCUAGUUGAGAAGAUACCAGAAUGCAUGAAAUGUGACCGGGUAGCCUGUAAGCAUUCAUAUACACAGGCUUAUAUCAAUUGUGUGACAAGUGAAAAUAAUAACUCUCAUUAUAGAUUCUAUAGAUCAGCAGACACUUUAGUUGAAUAUACAGCAUGUACCAGUUUGCUUGAUUGUCCUGGUGAAAACUCACUCUUUCCAUUAGCUUGGUUUCCAAAUGCUCCCUUUGUUCACUGGGCCUGGUUUAUCAAGGUUAGAGUUGAAGUUUGGAGUAAUGGUGCAAAUGGUGGAACACUACAUCCAGAUGAAUCAAAGGUUGUUGUAUCAAGCUACGGAGGUAAGCAUGCUGAAACAAUGAACAGGCUCUUUGGCAGCAGAGAGGAUGUGACAAAAGAUAAGACUGUAUGCUUGGAAUACAAGGGAAGUGGGGACAUUUUUACAUCAACCUCUCAGCAAGAAUCUGAUGAGACUGUUAUUAAAGUAGUGGCUGAAGGUACAGAUUGUGUUUAUACUAUUACGACUGGGCUACAACAAUACGCUCACGGUGAAGCAACAGCAACAUUCAAACUACCAGCUGGAAUCAUACAUGCUGGGGAAAGUUCAGGACUAUACUUUGAUGACAAUUCAAACAUGGACACAGCGAGACAUACAGCCAAAGCUGCAUGUGAAUGCAGUGAAGCACAGCAUAACAGUGUACAGUGUGAUACUCGAAAGCCAACAACAGGAUAUGGUAUUCUUAUUAAGUGCAGGAGAGCAUAAGAAGGAACAUUUAAAAUAGUACAUGGGUACUAAUUGUUGCUUAACAUGUACAUGGUGUCAAAUAAAUAUGUUCUCCCAUUGUAACUUUAACAUCAACAUAAUGUUGUAUUGCUUUUUAAUCUGCAAGAUAUCUGGAUUGUUCUUUAGCACGUUAAAACUAGGCUUCAAGGAGCAACUCAACAAGAAGUUUCAGAUGACUAGCUCAACUAGAUGCACUUUUAUGCAUAAAAGUUCAUACUCUUGAAAUUAAGGGGGAGAACAUAUUUGUUUAACACCCUGUAUAUAUACAUUAAUAUUUUAUGGUGUGUUGCUUUUCUAUGUGAACAUAUUGUAAAUAAUAUGGGUAACUAAAGAUACAUUCAUGUAUACAAGUCUUGGUUUUUCUUACUAGAACCUUUACUAAAUGUGCAAGUGUAUUUAUAUCCAAUGUACAUUUAAGGAUGUG